AUGGGAAUCGUUCAGAAAGGCGACAAGAUCCACGUCCCCGCCAGCGAGCUGCUCGGCACCAAAGUCACUGUCGAGUGGCAGCAGAACCUGGGCAAGCGUUCCCAGGACUACUACUCAGUCACCUUCGUCAACAAGAGCCAAGGAGACGAGAAGAGCCUCCUCUUCAUCUCCACCAGCUAUGUCGACUCCUUCAAGAGCAAGAAGGUCUCGGGCGCCGGCUGGUUCGACUGGCUCAUGUUCUGGAGGACGCCCGAGGGUGACUACACCGUCAUCGUGGACGACUCGUUCCAGUACGGCCAGAACUCCGACAAGUCCUCGCGCUGGCUGGCGUACCAUGACAAGAGCAUGAAGGCGUAUCAGUGGCGAUUCGUUGCGAGCAUGAAGUCCAUGGCUGGGAGUGAGUUGGCGAAUAUCGGUGGUGGUAUUUUCGAGGCGGAGACUCACGUCGAUGUCAGUGCUCUGGCUGGGAUGAUUGGUGAUCCUCUUCAUGACUUCUAG
This is a messenger RNA of Colletotrichum karsti, 498 nucleotides long. RefSeq lists its product as uncharacterized. Lineage: Eukaryota; Fungi; Ascomycota; Sordariomycetes; Glomerellales; Glomerellaceae. The transcript has 3 exons. Bases 1 to 498 code for a protein of 165 amino acids. The record is from RefSeq and is a predicted model, not a curated record.